AUGACAGCACUCCGUCUUGAUGCACAUGCUUCCGUGAUGGGAGGUUGGAGCAGGCUGAACUCUACAGCUGCUCACCACCACCACCUUUGCACCUUCCAAGCAAGCGCUCUGGACUUUAUUGUCAAGUUCAAUCGGAACUUCAAGCGGUACAAUGACGCCGCCAAGGCCAAGACUGAGCGCAUCACUGAGGAAACCAAGAAGACACUACUCCAGCGUGCUCUCUCCGAUGUACCAUUGCUCCAUGCAGUCACCUCCCGUGAGAUUGAGCGCAUGACUUUGGAGCACAAACCCGGUUACAACUUCGAGGAGUACUAG
Messenger RNA from Seminavis robusta, 315 nucleotides. The record is from the annotation of a GenBank genome assembly. Lineage: Eukaryota; Bacillariophyta; Bacillariophyceae; Naviculales; Naviculaceae.